ACGCCGCAUAGUUCUACCCUCACCAUGACCGCCCUACCUCCGUCCAUCGUCGCCCGGGCUCUGCUGCUCGUGACGAUCUGCAGCACCGUUUCCGCCCAGUUCCCUGCACCACGAUGCUGCGAGACGUACUGCUACAGCCAGGACAGCGAUCGCACCCAGGUCAAACACUUUGCCACGAAAACCGCGUACGAGGUCAUCCACGGUCCGUCCUCCAGCCGGGAGCACAUCGUGCCCAAUUGCCGCCCGUCCAAGUUCUGGCUGUUGAGCCGCCACGGGACGCGCCUUCCGGGCAAGAAGGCCAUCAGUGCGCUGCCGCAAACAUUGAAGAAUUUGCGCGACUCCAUCCUGGAUAACUACGACGUGCGGCGCACGCGACCGGACGUAGGUCGUUUGUGCCUGGAUGAUUUGGAGUUGCUGCGUAACUGGCGCUGGGACAGCAACAUCACCACCGAUUACGAGUCGUUUCUCACGGCGCAGGGUUGGAACGAUUUGAAGUUUUUGGCUAAGCGCGAACAGGACCGCUUCUACGAGGUGUUCAACGGUCCGUACGUCCGCGAGAACUACCUGUUUAGGCAUACUAAAACGCAGCGAACCGAGGCUAGCUUCAGGGCGUUCGCCGACGGUCUGUUUGGAGAUGGGGCGUACGUGCAUGUCAACCCCGAACCGGAACCCGCCGACGAUACGUUGCUGAAGCCGUACGACUUUUGUCCGGCGUACGACGCCAACAAGGACCGCAACAAGGACGCCAACUCCGAGCAGAGCAAGUUCCUGCGAUCGCCCCUAUUCCUGCAGACUCUCUCAGACAUUUCAACCCGGUUAGGCUUCCAGUACAACCUCAGCGUUGACCAGGUCGAAGCCAUGUGGGACCAGUGUCGCUUCGAGCAAGCCUGGCACAUCCAGGAGUACAGCCCGUGGUGUUCGGUCUUCACCAAGGAGCAGGUCAACGUGCUCGAGUACAAGGAAGACCUCGGUUAUUACUACCAAAACAGCUACGGCUACCCGAAAGCCGCCGACCUGGCCUGUUACGCCGUGUCCGACAUGAUCCGACACCUCGCCCGCCCCGAAAACCCCACCGUCAUCGGCUACUUCACCCACGAAACGGAAAUCCAACUCUUCCUGAACGCCCUCGGAGCAAAGCAGGACCGGGAAGCACCCCGCGCGGACAAUUACUACGCCAUGCGGAACCGCCAGUUCCGGUCGAGUGAGUUGACGCCGUUUGCGGCCAACGUGGCUGCCGUGCGCUAUCAGUGUACCGAUCCGCGUGAACCCGUCAAGGUGAUCUUCUUCCUGAACGAGAAGGCCCUUAUGUUCGAUUGGUGUAAGGUUGGGCUGUGCGAUUGGUCCGAGGUGCAGCGAAGGUACCAGCGGUACACCGAGGGAAACUGUGCCAAGCUGUACUGCGGGGGGAGUGGGGCGAAACGGGUGAACGUUGGUGAAGGCUUUAUCAUGUUGGUUAGUGUAGUGUUGACGGUUGUUUUGGCAGCGAUUGCCAGAAAGUGAUUGUAAUGUUAGCUUUAAAUAGAUAGUAGAGAAAUAAAAUAAACAAAAUCUUUAAACUUA
Messenger RNA from Culex pipiens pallens (northern house mosquito), 1560 nucleotides. RefSeq names its product multiple inositol polyphosphate phosphatase 1-like. The coding region runs from base 25 to 1500 and encodes 491 amino acids. Gene Ontology annotation, molecular function: acid phosphatase activity; inositol phosphate phosphatase activity. The transcript has 3 exons. The record is from RefSeq and is a predicted model, not a curated record. Lineage: Eukaryota; Metazoa; Arthropoda; Insecta; Diptera; Culicidae.